This is a messenger RNA of Trachemys scripta elegans, 5481 nucleotides long. RefSeq names its product signal peptide, CUB domain and EGF like domain containing 1 (gene SCUBE1). The coding region runs from base 62 to 3118 and encodes 1018 amino acids. Gene Ontology annotation, biological process: signal transduction. Lineage: Eukaryota; Metazoa; Chordata; Testudines; Emydidae. Gene Ontology annotation, cellular component: cell surface. The transcript has 23 exons. The record is from RefSeq and is a predicted model, not a curated record. Gene Ontology annotation, molecular function: calcium ion binding.
CAGUCCCAAGCGCGUCUCUUAUCAAAGAAACACACCAACUGCAUCGAAUCAUAUCAUUAUCAUGGGGACUGUUUGUUUUUCAUGGCACUUUUGUUUGUUUUUCGCUCUCUUAUAUACUGGCAGGUUUGCGGGAGGCAAUGGGGUCCCAGAUGCUGAUGAAUGUGCCGAAGGGACAGACGACUGCCACAUUGAUGCAAUAUGUCAAAAUACACCUAAAUCCUACAAAUGCAUCUGUAAACCGGGUUAUAAAGGAGAAGGGAAACAAUGUGAAGACAUCGACGAGUGUGAAAAUGACUUCUACAAUGGGGGUUGUGUCCAUGAGUGCAUCAACAUUCCAGGCAACUACAGGUGCACGUGCUAUGAUGGAUUCAUGUUGGCCCAUGACGGUCACAACUGUCUUGACGUUGAUGAGUGUCUGGAUAACAAUGGAGGAUGCCAACAGAUUUGUGUGAACACAAUGGGCAGCUAUGAGUGUCAAUGCAAGGAGGGUUUUUUCCUGAGUGAUAACCAGCACACCUGUAUUCACCGCUCCAAUGAGGGUAUGAACUGUAUGAACAAAGAUCACGGGUGUGCACAUAUCUGCCGGGAGACGCCCAAAGGUGGGGUUGCCUGUGAAUGUAGGCCUGGCUUUGAGCUUGCCAAAAACCAGAAGGACUGCAAAUUAACCUGUAACUAUGGAAAUGGAGGCUGCCAACACACCUGUGAUGACACAGAUACUGGUCCUGUGUGUGGUUGUCAUCAGAAGUAUGCCCUGCACUCAGAUGGCCGAACAUGCAUUGAGAAGGAUGAGGCUGCAAUUGAGAGUUCUGAGUACAAUGCCACGUCAGUAGCUGAUGUGGACAAGAGGGUGAAACGGCGGCUACUUAUGGAAACAUGUGCUGUCAAUAAUGGAGGCUGUGAUCGUACUUGCAAGGAUACAGCGACAGGGGUACGUUGCAGUUGCCCAGUUGGAUUUACCCUGCAGCCUGAUGGGAAAACAUGCAAAGACAUUGAUGAGUGCUUGGUAAACAAUGGUGGCUGUGACCAUUUCUGCCGAAACACUGUUGGUAGCUUUGAAUGCAGCUGCCAGAAGGGCUAUAAACUACUAACAGAUGAACGAACCUGCCAAGAUAUAGAUGAGUGCUCAUUCGAAAGGACUUGUGACCAUACCUGCAUCAACUACCCAGGAAGUUUCGAAUGUCUCUGUCACAAAGGCUACACCUUGUACGGCAUGACACACUGUGGAGAUGUUGAUGAAUGUAGCAUCAACAACGGUAGCUGCGACUAUGGGUGCAUUAAUACAAUGGGGAGCUAUGAAUGCGUCUGUCCACCUGGAAAGAAGCUACACUGGAAUAAAAAGGACUGUGUUGAGAUGGUGAAAUGCCUCCCAAAUGCCAAACCAGCUCCUAAAGCGCAACUUGUCUGUAGUAAAUCAGGAGGACUAGAGAGCUGCUUUUUGUCAUGCCCUUCCAAUACCCUGUUUGUUCCAGAUUCAGAGAAUAGUUACACACUGAGCUGUGGAGUUCCAGUCCAGCAAGGCAAAGCCCAACAGAAACGCAACACAACACUUCCCAGUUGUGCAGAUUCAUUAGCCCCACCGAUCAAGCAGAAAGCUCGCUUUAAAAUUAAAGAUGCAAAAUGCCAUUUACGGCCUCGCAGCAAAGAAAAGAUUAAAGACGUUGGGAAGCAAGCUAUUAUAGGAGGUCAAUUCCCUUGUACAGACAACUGCCAGGUGACUUUUGUGAACCUCAAGUGUGAUUCCUCCAAGAAAAAACGUCGGGGCCGCAAGUCACCAUCGAAAGAAGUGUCCCAUAUCACUGCCGAAUUCGAAGUGGAGAUGAAGUCUGAGGAAGUCUCAGACACCUGUAACCUUGACUGUGUGCGGAAAAGGAUGGAGCAGAAGCUGCAAACUGCAAUCAAAACAUUGAGAAAAUCUAUUAACAAACAGCAAUUUUACAUUCAGUUUUCUGGGACAGAGUACGAAGUGGCUCAUAAGCCAGCUAAGGCUACUGAAGGACAUGAAGCAUGCAGUACAGGGCAAGUGCUGCAGGAUGGAAAAUGUGUUACCUGCAGCAUGGGAACCUAUUAUAGUGGAGAACAUAAUCAGUGCCUUCCUUGCUCACCGGGAACAUACCAAGACACAGAAGGUCAACUUACUUGUGAACCUUGCCCAAGUAACGACGGACAGGGAAUAGCAGGCGCGCGUAAUGUGUCAGAAUGUGGAGGGCAGUGUUCUCCUGGGUAUUUCUCUUCAGACGGCUUUAAACCUUGUAGAGUGUGCUCUCUUGGUACAUAUCAACCUGAGCCAGGCAGGACCCUUUGUUUUCCAUGUGGCGGUGGACUGGUGACAAAAUAUGAAGGCGCUGUUUCAUUUCAGGACUGUGAAACAAAAGUUCAUUGUUCUCCUGGCCACUACUACAAUUCCACAACACACAGAUGUAUCAGAUGUCCUGUUGGAACCUACCAGCCUGAAUUUGGUCAAAAUUACUGCAUUAGCUGCCCUGGGAAUACAAGUACAGAUUUUGAUGGCUCUACUAAUGUUACACACUGUAAAAACCAGCACUGUGGAGGGGAACUUGGAGAUUAUACAGGCUAUAUCGAGUCUCCCAAUUAUCCUGGUGACUACCCAGCUAAUGUUGAAUGCAUUUGGAAUAUAAAUCCACCCCCGAAGAGGCGAAUACUCAUUGUGGUUCCUGAGAUAUUUCUUCCAAUUGAAGAUGAGUGCGGUGAUGUUUUAGUAAUGAGAAAAAGUGCCUCCCCUACGUCAAUUACCACAUAUGAAACAUGUCAGACUUAUGAGAGACCAAUAGCAUUUACCUCCAGAUCACGAAAGCUAUGGAUUCAGUUCAAAUCAAAUGAGGGAAACAGUGGCAAAGGAUUUCAAGUCCCAUAUGUGACAUAUGAUGAGGAUUACCAACAGCUGAUAGAAGACAUUGUUCGAGAUGGACGAUUAUAUGCAUCAGAAAAUCAUCAAGAAAUUCUAAAAGACAAGAAAUUGAUCAAAGCUCUCUUUGAUGUAUUGGCACAUCCUCAAAACUAUUUCAAGUACACAGCACAAGAGUCAAAGGAGAUGUUCCCACGAUCAUUUAUAAAGCUACUGCGAUCAAAAGUUUCCAGAUUUCUACGACCAUACAAAUAGCUUCCUAGUGAUAUUCAAUUUGGGGUUAUUUUGCAUUCCUGUCAAAUAUUGUAUUUUACUCCACAGUAGAAACAUUUGCUAAUUGGAAGGCUAUUUUUUUGCAGUCUUUAUUUUCAAUUAUAUAUUGAAGAAUAAGUAUAAUGUUUUAUAAUUGUUAAAAGCCAAUAUUCUGAAUGGGAUUUUUACUUCAAAGAAGAUACUUGUGGAUCCUUGAGUGCAUCCAAUUGAAGAUCCAAAUUUGUGUCUGCACUAGUGUGUCUUCAUGUUUCAUUUGAAAAUGUUUGUUUUAAAAAAUAUAUUUUCUAAGCCUUUUUAUUUUCUAGCGAAAAUAGUUUUCUUCUAAGCAAAGAAGAAACCUAUUCGAACUGGUUAAACAAACUACCUGUUUUGUGAUAGAAAGGAGUAUGUAGCAUAAAUACUAUUUGGAUUUUGAAUUGCACUUGAACUUUAUAUUUGAAAUUUUAGAAGAAAACAAAAAAAAUCUAAAUUUUGUUAUUUCCCAUUUGUGGUUUUGUGGAGACUUUGUUCUAGUAUAAACCAAAAAAAGGAAGAAAAAAAAAGAAAAAAAAGGAAAUGGAUGUAUAAUUUUGUUUUAUGGAUUAUACAAGAUUGAAUCCCAUGCCCUCUCUGUUUUAUCUGCCCUAUUAUAGCCUUCUUCAAAGGUCUACCACUACCUGUCCUGCUGCGGAUACAGUCAUGGAAUUUUGUGUGCCAUUGGGUCUCUUUGAAGACUUUUACAAUAGGGUGGAUGAGAAACAAAGAAAAAAAAGUAGUAGUCCGUUUUUCUUUUCCUUAUUAGAGCAUCUAAUUAAGUACAAUAUAUAAAUAUAUAAAUAUAUACUUCUAUUUGUGGGUACAUUAGUAAUAUUAUCUUUAGUUACUGUAAAUAUUACUCAGGCUUAAAUCUCUACUCCCACGCACAGUAUUUACUCGUAUCUAUUUGUGACUUCACUUAGAUGAUUAAAUAACUUCUCCGAGUGCUUGUAACUUCUGUUUAUCCCAAACUGAAGUAUCUUUGAAUUUUAUGAUACAAGAAAAGAAUAACUUUCACUUAGACAGUCUUGUCAAGCAUAAAUUAUUCGGUGGAAGGAUGAGAGAUUUUAGUUAAUGUAAAAUUCAUUAUUUUGCUAACUACUUUACAAUAUCUCAUUCAGCAAAUAGUCCUAUUCUUCCUCCUUAUUCAGGUACUCCUUAUGUCAAAAUCAAUGGGAGUUACUCCUGAGAAAGGGGCAAUGAAUAGGACUUCAGGAGAGAUUAACUUUUACAUUAGAUUUGUCAUCACCAAAUCAUUACAGAAAUAUACCUCUUGUAUAAGCCAAAUUUCUAAAGGGGAAAAAACAGAAAUAAUUUUUGCAAUCCAUUUUAAAUAUUUUUAAAUUAAUUAAAUAUACACUAGUAGCCUGAUCCUGCAUUCCUUGGGCACCCAAAACUCCCACUUACUUCAGUAGCAGAUUCACACCUAAAACAUCCAUUAGCUUCACAGGAACAUAAGAAAUUUCCAUAGUAGGUCAGAUUAGCGGCCAUCUUCUGGCAGCAGCAAGUACUAGAUGCAUACAAAGAAGGUGCAAGAAUCCUGUAAUCCCCAUCAGUUUACUGACAUAACAGUGGAUUUCAAUGAGAGAUUGUAUAUUUUUGUUAGCACCACAGCCACUUCAUUUUUCAGUUCCUUCAGAACUCUUGGAUGUGUACCGCCUGGGGAUUUGUUUAAUCUACUAGGGAAGUUCACCACCUUCCCCUUCGUCCCUCCUCUUUAUUAUCUAAGGAGAGUAGGUGUCACCCCAAUAUCUCUUGUGGUGAAGACUGUGGCAAAUAAAUCAUUUAACUUUGCUUCUCUGCUGCUCCCUUAUCUCUCUGAUAAUCCAAGAGACCUAUGAAUUCUCUCAAAGACUUUGUGCUUCUGAUAUAUACUUUAGAGAUGUUUUACACUAAUUUAUAUGCAUAUGUUUUUAUGUCUGGCUAAUCGCUCUUCAAACUCCCAUUUGGCUUUCUUAAUUUCCCAUUUACGUUUUACUGGCAAUAGUUUCCGUUCCUUUCUCCUGGCUACAGUUGAGCUGGAUUGCCAUUUCCGGAACGAUACCUGUUUGGUUUGAAUCCCUUUUUUUAAUCUGGCCAUUUAGCCUUCUGGGGGAGAGGGAAGUUGCCUUUUUUCCUGUUUGUUCUGUUAUAGUGUGCUGAAAUGUCACCAGGCUGAUUUUAAGUUCUUCAUUUUUGUUUGAAGGGCCUUUUUGAGUUGCUUCCUCUUUUUUAAGGAAAAUUCUCCUUUCAGAAUUGAAUGUCAUUGUGCUCGCUUUUAUAAGAUCUCUUCCUCAAGGAUGAUAAACUUAGGCUGGGUCUACACUACCCGCCUGAAUCGGCGGGUAGAA